UUUGUAGUGUGUGUGUGUGUGUUUGUGUGCAUUUUCUAGAACAGUUUAUGCAACUCCUCACCUAAAAUUCUUGGAAUGACAGGAGCGCACAUACGCUCUCCCCUCCCCUCCCUUCCCUGCAGUUGGGUGUUCCUGCAUGAGAAGGCGUAUCAGGUGCGUGACACAGCCAUAGAGUCCUCUGUAAUGACCAAGGUAAAGGGCUUUGGUGUCUACAACAACAGACUGCUGGAUGUGGCUGACUACGUAACCCCAACACAGGGUUCCUCUGUGUUCUGCAUCAUCACCAAACUGAUCACCACAGAGAACCAGGUGCAGAGCUGGUGCCCCGAGAGUGAAAUCAAGUACAGAUGCAACAUUGAUGAAGACUGUCAGAAGGACACAGGCAAAGCUGGAGGAAAUGGUGUGCUCACCGGCAGGUGCGUCAGCUUCAACAGCUCGUUAAGAACCUGUGAGAUAAAAGGAUGGUGUCCGGCUGAGAUCGACUACAUAAAGACAGAACCCAUGAUGGAGGUAGAAAACUUCACCAUCUUCAUCAAGAAUAGCAUCCGCUUCCCCCUCUUUAACUUCACCAAGGGUAAUUUCCUGCCCACCAUCACAGCCGAGUACAUAAAGAAGUGUAACUUUGACCCGGUGAACAACACCUACUGCCCCAUAUUCAGGGUCGGGGACGUCGUCCAAUUUGCCCACCAGAACUUCUCCAACCUUGCCCACAAGGGAGGGGUGAUUGGAAUAAAAAUUGGAUGGAUGUGCGAUUUGGACCAAUCAGAUGACAGCUGUAACCCAACCUACUCCUUCACACGCCUGGACGCUGUCUCGCAGAAAAACAGCGUGUCUCCAGGAUACAACUUCAGGUAUGCUAAGUACUACAAGAUGGAGAAUGGGACAGAGUACCGCACGCUGCUGAAGGCCUAUGCCAUAAGGUUUGACGUACUGGUCAAUGGCAAUGCCGGAAAGUUCAACAUGAUCCCAACGCUCAUCAACAUGGUGGCCGCCUUCACUUCGGUUGGAGUGGGCACAGUUCUUUGUGACAUCAUCCUUCUCAAUUUCCUGAAGGGGGCGGAGCAGUACAAGGCCAAGAAGUUUGAAGAGGUGUCCGAGUCCCAGAUCAGGUCCAGUGUCUCCCAUAGCAACGGGUUGUACCGAAACAGCUGCAGCCAGCUGUCAGUCAAACAGGAUGAGAAGAUGUCCAGUGAUUCAGGGGCCUUCUCCAUUGGACAGUGAGGCUGAGGGGCGGGAGCUGAGGGACCCUUUCUGUCACUAAGGUAUUUGGCUGACUGACAACUCAAACACAAGCUCUUGGAUCAGGAAGGGCAGUGCAAUCGUACCUUAGAGGGGGAAGUACAAUCCUACAGCUAACCACAAAAGAACAAGACCCUGAACUGAACUACCCUGUUAAACAUUAACUUAUAAAGCUCAACAAGACUGUCCAAACUGUGCCUCAGACUACUGUGUGUGUGUGUGUGUGCGAGUAUGAUUGUAUGCCUGUUUGUGUGUGUGUGUGU
This is a messenger RNA of Anguilla anguilla (European eel), 1502 nucleotides long. It is a transcript of the gene p2rx3b, whose product is annotated as purinergic receptor P2X, ligand-gated ion channel, 3b. NCBI's taxonomy places the organism in Eukaryota, Metazoa, Chordata, Actinopteri, Anguilliformes, Anguillidae. The coding region runs from base 76 to 1221 and encodes 381 amino acids. Gene Ontology annotation, biological process: monoatomic cation transmembrane transport; response to ATP. Gene Ontology annotation, molecular function: ATP binding; extracellularly ATP-gated monoatomic cation channel activity; purinergic nucleotide receptor activity. Gene Ontology annotation, cellular component: plasma membrane; nuclear inner membrane. The record is from RefSeq and is a predicted model, not a curated record. The transcript is spliced from 12 exons.